UACUCCAAGACUGUAUUUAUAAAAGUGCUGUCUGUUAUACUCUAAAAAGUUGGCAACUACAUUGGUGGUUUGGGUCUGCUUUCAAAUAUAAUAGUUUUGUUUUGGUCGGCAGUUUACUCGAAUAAAACUUGCAAUUUAAAAAUUUCUCCAUGGAAGAAAAAUUAAAUUCCGUCGAAUCAGUAAAGAUUGACGACGGAACAUUUAAAUACAUUCUAGUUAAAGUAUAUGAUCCAGAUAAUGAAGAUAGUGUUUUCAAGUACAUUGUGAGAGGUGAUGCUUCAGCUGGUUAUCAUGGUGACAUUUAUGAAGUAACCACACCUGAUAUUGAAAAACUUGGUUUAGAAUGUGAAUGUGUUGGUGGGGGUCGCAUAAAACAUGAUCCUGCUGCAAAAACUAUUCAUGUUUAUGGUUAUUCACAGGGAUAUGGAAGAGCUGAUCAUCUGCAAACUUGUCGACUGUUGAAAGAAAAGUAUCCAGAUUAUGCCAAAAUCGACUUCUCAAAUGAUGGAUAUUAAAGUCUUGGGAAUUCUGUUAGCUCAACAGCAGUUAAAAUGCGCCAACUACUGCAAUCAUAAACACCAGAAACUUGAGAUUUUGUUUUCUAUUUUUCCAGCUAUUGGUACAUGUGGCAAUCGCUGAACUUGUAGAAUGUGCCGUGUCACGCCAACCCUUAGGCUGACAGCUGCUGCUAUUGAUCUAAUGGAAGAAUAUUAUUAUUAUUAAUUUUCUUCUCAAGCUCUGCUGUUAAAUGCAUUUGUGAAGGUUAUAUUAACAUGGUGCCAUCUCUGUUUUGGGUAGAGCAUUGUAUUAUCUUAUGAACUGUUGAACAUUUUGCAAAAGUAUAUAUGUGUAUGAACUAUUUAUUGAUGCCCUUUUUGGAUUUCUAACAUUUUAAAAACAUGUUGCUCUGAAUGUCUUAUUGAUGUUAUUUAAGUUAUUUGUGUUUUUAUUUGAAAGCAAAAUUUAUGCAUUGGAAGCUUUGAUAAAUCCCUUUUUUUAAUGUAAUGGUGAUAAAAAUUUGAAAAAUAAAUUGGUUCAUUAAAUAUAAAGCUUGUUUGCGAUUUAUUACGAAAGUGAACUGGUUAGUUUUAGAAAGUUUGUGCAUGUUUUAUUCCUUGUGCACAUUCAUUUAUCUAAUUACAGAUCUUUGAUCUCACCCAAAAUUUGAAUUUUACAUAUGUACAAAGGCUACUCCACUCCAUCUUAUAUUAAUCUGAAUGACUGUGACAGCUUAAGCGAGAACUAUGAUUAUGUCCCAAGGGUCAUCAUUAGCCAUAGUAUAAUUCCUCCCAGAGGAAACACAUCCCGUCAUCAAUAGGGAGUAGUUGUCCUCGCACCAUUUCUGUACCCACCAGGCAGGCGAGAACUAAGCACCAUGUGGGACUUCUCAUUCCCAUAUUUGAGGUGCUCCUUGGAAGAGGAUGAAUUUUAUAUAAAGAUCUCUCAUGUAUAAUUAUGCUGAAGUGACUUGCACAGAAUUAUACAAAAUCCACUUUCAUAGAGUUUGGAAGUCAAUUUAUGCAAUAUUAUUCAAAAAAGAAUUGUGCAAAGUUGGGUUAUACUGAGUUAUGCAGCUCCUGACACAGAAUUACGCUAAAUCCAAGCACAGAGUUUUACAAAGUUCAUUCAUCAAUAGUUAUACAAAUUUGAGUUUUGCGAAAUCCAUUUUUGUUUAAUGAAAGUCAACAUACAAAAAGUUAUGCAAAAUCUGCUUGCAAAGUUGUGAAAAGUCCACUUAUGAGAAAUCAAUUUAAAGACAACUUGUAUAAUUAUUCAAGUUUUUAUAUUAUAAUUCAUCUGGUUAUUUUAUUUAUAAUUAUUUCCUAUGACUUGUAUUUUUUAAUGUUUGAUUACCAUUCCUAAUUGGGAGGGGGGAGGAAAGAAGAGAUGUAAUGUUUAUGCUGGUGAAAAAUUGUUUUCAUUGAACUUCAAAGUUGUUCAUUAAUUUUGUUUUGAUUUAUUUGAUUUUGUAUUAAUAAUGAUAUAUUAAUUUUGAUAUUUUUAAAAUUUAGUU
Messenger RNA from Argiope bruennichi, 2014 nucleotides. RefSeq names its product 14 kDa phosphohistidine phosphatase-like. The transcript has 4 exons. Gene Ontology annotation, molecular function: protein histidine phosphatase activity. The record is from RefSeq and is a predicted model, not a curated record. The coding region runs from base 150 to 515 and encodes 121 amino acids. Gene Ontology annotation, biological process: peptidyl-histidine dephosphorylation. Gene Ontology annotation, cellular component: cytosol. Lineage: Eukaryota; Metazoa; Arthropoda; Arachnida; Araneae; Araneidae.